Molecule: messenger RNA, 1245 nt
Organism: Linum tenue
Lineage: Eukaryota; Viridiplantae; Streptophyta; Magnoliopsida; Malpighiales; Linaceae
Source: the annotation of a GenBank genome assembly
GUGUUUGCAUUAGCCUAUGGACCGCCAUAUGUUAACCUGAAUACUACAGUGAGCUUGUGGGCAGUUGAGUUACUGAUGGAAGAACGAGAGAGGAAAAUUGUUCAGGGAUGUGGAUGCCGGAUACCUGAAACACAUGGUCUACCAUGUAAAUGUAAGAUGGAUGAAUUGAGUGCUGCUGGCGUGGAGUUGCACCACCACCACUUACAUCCAUUCUGGUCAUCUUUGGUGUAUGAGAGUCCUCCCGAUCUUGCAGAAUGGGAAGAUCACGAUGCCAUUGAGCGUGACACUUUUACAGCCAUGGUACAAGAUGUGUACAAGCAAGGGCCAGCUGCUAUCCGAAAGGCAACUCAAGUACUACGCCCUCAUAUUCUUCCACAAGUUGAAGGCCUACAAGAGCCUAAGGAGUUAGAGGUUACAAAGGGACGACCACCUAGGAGGAGCAACACUCGAGAUCCUUCAUGGUUUGAGCAUGAGAGGGCAAGGUCGGCACAGACGAGCAGAACAAAUCAAAUUCCGAGGACAUCGAGGAGCAGAACACCUCAAAACCGGAGGCCCACCGCAGGCAUGCGGAAAAGUCAAGAUAUGCAAGUUCAUAGUGAGAGAAAUGUUUGUCCUUACCUCCGUUGGGUCCCACCUAGCAUGCAUCCUCUUGUUAGAGGUUGGUUUGACCCAGAACCAGAUGGACAUUGUGGUUUUCGGGCCAUGUCACAUGCGAUUCAUGGAGACGAGGGACACUACAUGCAAAUGAGACAAGAUCUUAUCAUAGAAGUACAAAAUCAGUGGGAUAUAUACAAGGAAGCUUACCAAUCUAGAGAUGGAACGUUGGAGCAAGUACUUCACAGGUUGAAUUGUCAGACUGCUGGGAGGUGCGACAGAGAGUAUUGGUUUGAGGAGGUGGAUUUGUUGGCAUACGCAACCAUGUACAACUGGGCAAUUGUCGUAUAUGGAGUGCAGGGGGCGCGAGAGCGCACGUAUGGGUACACCGCCUUACCUAUGACGGCACCGCCAGGGUUCACUCAUCCCAGUUAUGUUCUGCCAAUGGUCUUUACUGGGGCCCAUUGGGUCCGACUAGUUCUCGACAAUGUCGAUGGGGUGACACCAAUGCCAUAUUUUAGUCCACAAUGGACUCAUUUUCGGAAUAUGAGCACAAUUCCGCAUUGGGAUGAGUUAUACCAACAAGAGCAGGAAUUGUAUGCCAUCCUUGGAGGACAUUAUCCACCCACUGACGAUGAAGAGAAUGAUUAA